Messenger RNA from Serendipita indica DSM 11827, 1131 nucleotides. Lineage: Eukaryota; Fungi; Basidiomycota; Agaricomycetes; Sebacinales; Serendipitaceae. The record is from the annotation of a GenBank genome assembly.
AUGUCCUGCCAACCGACGGAAACGCUCUACGAGACGAUAACGACAACUACAGAGGAUGGGACGCUGUAUACACCGUAUCCGACGCAAACUAUCGACUCGCUCGUAGUCUCCGGUGCAUUUCCAAGCUCUGUAUGUGCAGAGUAUGCCGGUAGCCAGUGCAUCCGCUCGACGCUUCAGACCCUCUCCUUUACUUAUACUACUUAUGCUACUUAUCCCCAAACCCUUUCUGUGCAUGCUGUUCGGACAAUUACCACAACAGUUCCGACGCGAACCCUCUACGCACCUUGCGGCACGAUCUCCACAGUCGUAUCUGACGGUGUUAUUGUCUCGUCCGUGUAUGUGACUGUAACGCCUGGGCAGACCACAGAGUCAAGUUCGCAGCCCGCUUCGAAUUCUACCAGUCAUUCCUCCUCCAACGGUCCAAUUAUUGGCGGAGUAGUGGGUGGAGUCGUAGCAUUAUCUGCCCUUUUUGGCGUCAUCUGGUAUCUCUGGCGAAGAAAUAAAAAGCUACGUGAAAUGCUCAAAGAAAACGAGGAAGAGGAAAAACAUACGACGGCGAUCGACCCGGAGCGACUUAUUCCGUCACCGUAUACACAAUAUCCGAGCCCAAGCGUGGUCGGCUCGCCUACCUCGGCUGGAGUUUACAGCCCGGAUGUUUAUGGAUUAACACCGGAAGAGCUUGCGCUCACCGGAGGUGCAGCAGCGACGCAAUACACACCAACUCAUUCGCGUGCUGGUUCGACUUCGACUGGAUUCCAACCACGCCCACUCUCUGCAGUCACCAGCUCGGCCGGCGGUGGCGCAGCAGGAGUUGGAGCCGCAAUGUCGAGACUUCCACCUCCCUCGUCCGAUGGCUACGGCUCGCGACCAGGGAGCGCCAUGGCAGGCGAGUAUGGCCAAGAGGGAAGUGUAGGUACAGGCAUGUCCGCCGCUGCCAGUGCAAAGGCACGCGAGGCAUAUCAACAUAGACGGAGUGCGCUCUAUACACAGAACGCAGAGGACGUCGGCCCGGCUGGACAACACGAUGAUGGUGAUAUCGUGAUGCCGACAAAUGCGCAUGCCGUGCGCUCCACGGUUCCUCCUUCGGCCUGGACUGUUCCACCCCCAGCAUACACUCCAGAUCAACCUUAG